Messenger RNA from Myxocyprinus asiaticus (Chinese sucker), 6822 nucleotides. RefSeq names its product potassium sodium-activated channel subfamily T member 1b (gene kcnt1b). Gene Ontology annotation, molecular function: intracellular sodium-activated potassium channel activity. Lineage: Eukaryota; Metazoa; Chordata; Actinopteri; Cypriniformes; Catostomidae. Bases 448 to 4218 code for a protein of 1256 amino acids. Gene Ontology annotation, biological process: potassium ion transport. The record is from RefSeq and is a predicted model, not a curated record. Gene Ontology annotation, cellular component: membrane. The transcript is spliced from 33 exons.
UACAUGCAUCUAGAUGCAGAAGUAUUACAUAUUUCCCAGCAAAUCCAGCUGCUGCAGGUCUGCACCUCUUCUGUCGAGCUACAGUUGCCGCUUUCUUCUCGUGAAUCACGUAGUGUUUCGUAGCUUGUCAUGGAUUUGAGGUCAUUGAUUGGACGCAGAGAGAAUCUGAACAUGUGAACUUCUUGAUCGCAUGAUGAGGACAACAUAUUAUCAUGCUGAAAUAACAACCACAUUCCUCAUUAAGUCAUGGAUGCAAAGUUGAAUCGCAAGCGACAAAAGAAACAGAGAUGCUGAAGGUCUUUGUGGGCUUCUCUAAGAGGAGGGUUUAUUCAGGGUCGUAAUCCACCCCUUUAACGCAACUGUCCAUGGAGAACGGAGCUAUCAGGAGGACAAUACCACACUUCGCAGUGGCUUUCGCUUGGUUCGCCAGCAACACCGUUAUUUACAAUGAUGGGACCGCGCGCCCAGUCUCAAGCAGAGUCAAGCAUGACUCCGCUACAACGAUCAUCCACUGCAGCAGACAGGUUGUCUACACAGACAGUUCAGAAAAAUAACAGCAUUAAUACUGGCGUUAUUCUGGACAUUUCCACUCUCAAAAUGGCUGAUUUGGACUCUGUGGUUCCUCCUCUACCUCCACGAUACCGCUUUAGAGAUCUGCUGCUUGGGGAUCAAUCAUUUCAGAAUGAUGACAGGGUGCAGGUGGAAUUUUAUGUAAAUGAAAAUACAUUUAAGGAGAGGUUGAAGCUCUUCUUCAUCAAAAACCAAAGGUCAAGUCUUAGAAUACGCCUCUUCAACCUCUCCUUGAAGUUGUUAACAUGCCUUCUUUAUAUAAUCAGAGUCUCGUUGGAUGACCCGACAAACCAGGUCGCAUGUGUACGGAAACACUGCACAAACAUCACAGAUGCCCUUUGCAGCAAAUCCUGUGCCAACUACACAACAAACCUGACUUCAGAUCCCUCACAAAUAAACUGGGAGUUAAUAUUUUGGGUAAAUAGAAGGGUUCCUGUAUGGGCAAUACAGGUGACAGUGGCCUUAAUUAGCUUCUUGCAAGCAAUGCUCCUGGUGUAUCUGAGCUACAAAGGGAACAUUUGGGAGCAGAUUUUCCAAAUCUCCUUUAUCAUUGAGAUGAUCAAUACAGUGCCAUUCAUUAUUACAAUAUUCUGGUCUUCACUGAGGAACAUAUUUGUUCCUGUGUUCCUUAACUGUUGGCUUGCCAAAUCAGCACUGGAAAACAUGAUUAAUGAUCUCCAUCGUGCCAUUCAGCGCACACACUCUGCCAUGUUCAACCAGGUCCUCAUUCUGAUCUGUACUCUGCUCUGUCUGGUCUUCACUGGGGCUUGUGGGAUUCAGCACCUUGAGCGGGCAGGGAAGAAUCUCUCCCUGUUUGACUCUUUGUAUUUCUGCAUCGUCACAUUCUCAACUGUUGGUUAUGGAGACGUCACACCCAGAAUCUGGCCUUCUAAGCUACUGGUGGUCAUCAUGAUCUGUGUGGCACUAGUGGUGCUGCCAUUACAGUUUGAGGAGUUGGCAUACCUUUGGAUGGAGAGGCAGAAGUCAGGUGGAAACUACAGCAGACACCGUGCUCAGACAGAGAAACAUGUGGUUCUCUGUGUCACUUCUCUCAAAAUAGACCUGCUUAUGGACUUUCUCAAUGAGUUUUAUGCCCACCCAAGACUACAGGAUUAUUAUGUGGUAAUACUCUGUCCCACGGAGAUGGACAUUCAGGUGCGCCGUAUACUGCAGAUCCCUCUGUGGUCUCAAAGGGUGAUCUACCUCCAAGGCUCUGCACUGAAGGACCAAGACCUGAUGAGGGCCAAGAUGGACGAUGCAGAGGCAUGUUUUAUCCUCAGCAGUAGAAAUGAAGUGGACCGCACCGCAGCUGAUCAUCAAACUAUUUUAAGAGCAUGGGCUGUGAAGGACUUUGCCCCAAACUGCCCUCUUUACGUCCAGAUUCUCAAACCCGAGAACAAAUUUCAUGUUAAAUUUGCAGAUCAUGUGGUGUGUGAAGAGGAGUUCAAGUAUGCCAUGCUGGCCCUGAACUGUGUGUGUCCAGCCACCUCUACACUGGUCACCCUCCUGGUUCACACGUCUCGUGGACAGGAGGGACAGAUGUCUCCAGAACAGUGGCAGAGAACUUAUGGCCGUUGCUCUGGGAAUGAAGUUUAUCACAUACGUCUAAUGGACAGCAAGUUUUUUGGUGAAUAUGAUGGGAAGAGCUUCACUUACGCUUCCUUUCAUGCACAUAAAAAAUAUGGUGUCUGCUUAAUCGGCACAAAGAGAGAAGACAAUAAGAGCAUCCUUCUGAACCCUGGUCCACGCCACAUCAUGGCUGCCACAGACACCUGUUACUACAUCAACAUAACAAAGGAAGAGAACUCUGCCUUUAUCUUCAAACAGGAGGAGAAGCACAGCAAAGGACUGUCGGUCACCGGCGUGUAUGACGCCCCCUCUCGUCUGCCAGUGCAGAGCAUCAUCGCAAGCAUGGGAACUGUGGCCAUAGACCUGCAGAAUCCAGGUCCUCCAGUGGACAACAGUAAACUGGCACUGCCCGCAGAGAAUGGAGCAGGCAGUCGCAGACCUAGCAUUGCUCCUGUUCUGGAGAUUGCAGACUCCUCUGCUAUCCUGCCUUGUGACCUUAUUAGUGACCCCUCUGAAGAUGAGACAAACCAAUCAGAUGAGGAGGGAGAACCUGCUUUAGAGUGCAUUAAAGGCUAUCCUCCUAACUCUCCUUAUAUUGGAAGCUCCCCAACACUUUGUCACCUUUUGCAGCAAAAGGCACCAUUUUGUUGCCUGCGACUUGACAAGGGUUGUCACCAUAAUAGUUUUGAAGAUGCCAAGGCAUAUGGCUUCAAGAACAAGUUGAUCAUUGUUUCUGCUGAGACAGCGGGGAAUGGCUUGUACAACUUCAUAGUGCCGCUGCGUGCCUAUUACCGACCCAGGAAAGAACUGAAUCCCAUUGUGCUGCUGUUGGAUAAUCCGCCUGAUAAUCAUUUUCUAGAGGCCAUCUGCUGUUUCCCUAUGGUGUACUACAUGGCUGGUACCAUAGACAAUUUGGAUAACCUGCUACAGUGUGGGAUCAUCUAUGCUGAUAACCUAGUAGUUGUGGAUAAGGAGAGCACUAUGAGUGCAGAGGAAGACUACAUGGCAGAUGCUAAAACCAUAGUCAACGUGCAGACCAUGUUCAGGUUGUUCCCUAGUCUCAGCAUAAUCACUGAGCUAACCCAUCCUUCUAAUAUGAGAUUUAUGCAGUUUCGUGCCAAAGACUGCUACUCCCUGGCUCUCUCCAAGCUUGAAAAGAUAGAGAGAGAUAAGGGCUCUAAUCUGGCAUUCAUGUUCCGGCUCCCAUUUGCUGCAGGCAGAGUAUUCAGUAUUAGUAUGCUGGAUACUCUCCUUUACCAGUCUUUUGUGAAGGACUAUAUGAUUCUCAUUGCAAGACUCUUGUUAGGUCUAGACACCACCCCAGGCUCUGGCUACCUCUGUGCUAUGAAGGUUACAGAAGAGGACUUAUGGAUCCGGACAUAUGGAAGACUAUUCCAGAAACUGUGCUCAUCCAGUGCAGAAAUUCCCAUUGGGAUAUAUCGCACUGAAUCUCACAUGUUCUCCUCCUCAGAGUCUAAGGAGGUUUGCCAACAGCUGACAACCUGUUGCCAUGCCGAUCAGUCUCAGGUGUCUAUGGAAGACUGUGAGGACACGCGGAACCGAAGGGAAUCCUGGAAAGAGAAAACCGCCCACAGAAACUCCACUGGGAGCGACCAAUCAGAGCACCUGCUCCUGCGUAAGAAAAGCAUGCAGUGGGCGAGACGACUGAGCAGGAGAAACACUAAACCGCCCAGUCGAGCUGAACGCAUCAAUCAGCAGCGACUGAACCUGUACAGGCGCUCUGAGAGGCAGGAGCUGUCUGAGCUGGUGAAGAACCGCAUGAAGCACCUGGGGCUGCCCACUGUAGGAUACGAGGAUGUAGCUAAUUUAACAGCAAGUGAUGUGAUGAACCGAGUAAAUCUAGGAUAUUUGCAAGAUGAAAUGAAUGAUAAUCAGAACACAUUGUCAUAUGUGCUGAUAAACCCUCCUCCGGAUACUAUUCUGGAGCUCAAUGAUAUUGUCUACAUAAUUCGCUCAGACCCACUGGCACAUGUUCCUGAGAAUCUCCCAGGGGCCCCGGCUGGAGCUAAGCUACGGCAGGACUAUGGAUCUGAGACAAGGGAUGAGACCCAUCUGUAAGAACUAGAUGGUCUCUUGUCGCCCUCCCCCUCCUCCACCUCGAGCUGCUACAGUGACACAGUCUGCAUGAAGGGUGUCAGGACACACAGCCAACCAAACACAGACAUGACCCAUGUGCCAACACAAGCUGCUCAACCAAGCCCAAAGGCCAUAACUGUACCACUGAAACACACACUGAUUCUUCUUUUUGUACAACACAGAUGUAGAAUCUAGGAAUACAUUUCAGACUUCUCUGAAUGUAGCUGGUUAUUACAUUUUUGUAUUUAAGACUUGGCUUUGAGACUUAAAGCUGACAGUGCGAGUGUGAAGUAUAAUAUUGAAUCACUAUGGACCAAACAUGCUGUCCAAGCACUUUGUGCUUAUAGGGCAGUAUAUAUCACAGAACAUCAUGUAAAGCAGUAUUCAAGUGAGCAGCUAAAGACAGAUGGGAAGCAAACAACAAUUAAUGUCGAGCGAGGCUGGAUAGUGCCCUGUGAUAAAUAUAAGGUGUUAUUGAACAGAAUUAGUUUACAUCAGUGCUAUAUUGUUCUGUGUAUAUAUAGCACAAAAAAUAGUACAUAUUAAUAUAUAACUGUACACAUACAUAAAUUAGCCACAUAUUAUGCUUAGUGACCUCUAAGUAUUCACAGUAUUUUGUUGUUAUUUUGUCCUUAAAGCACAAAGUGUUUUAUGUUUGAUUUAUUAAUUGCUGAUCCCUAAUUGCAAGGUUUUACAUGUAAACCCUUUGUUGAUAAUUUUUUUUUAUGUAAAUCACUGUCUGUUUAAAAUUGCAAGUGUGAUUCAAACUGUUCACAGUUUACAUAGUGCACCAAGAUCAAGUCCUUUGCCAUACAAUUUAAUAUUUAUAGCAACAACAAAAAAAUAGAACAAAUAUUCUACAGCAAACACAUCAUCCUUUUGAAAUUACUGUUUGUUAAUGCAAGUAAAUCAGAAGUAUUUUAUGGAUCUUGUGUAGGUAUUAUUGAAGAGCUGCCAAAUGGUAUUAUCUCACACAAAAUCAGCAUUGGAACAGGUUUGUUUUGAAACAUAAUUUAUACAAUAGAAGAUAUUACUAUACAUUAUAUAGGUAACUAUUAGUAUCCAUUAUUUUUCAGUGACAUCUUGCCUAAUUGCUUUCCAAAUGUGUUUGUAUUUGUUUUCUCUUUCUUAUACACUCUAUCUUAAAACGGUGUUUAAAACAGCACGUGUUUAUAAGUAUAGUGAGUUUUUUUUGUUUUGCUUUGCAUUUUGUCACAAUUUAAAUGUUAUGUUUCCACUCAUUUAAGAAAUGAAUCAAAUAUAUAUAUAUAUAUAUACAUACAUACAGUAUAUAUUUAAAAAUAUAUAGUAUAUAAUUUGAAUUUGCCAGUUUAUUGCACUAAGCUCUGUUAGUAGAGCAGUACACCCUUUAACAGGCACAUUUAAAAUUUUACAUUUAACAUACACAUUACAUAAACUAAACAUCCUUUAUUUCAUGUGUGCUUUUAGAGCCAUGUUAAAAUGUGACAUGAAAAAUGGUUGAAAAGAGUUUUGUGACUUCAAGGGACUUUCUGAUAUCUGAUACUGAGAUUGAAAAUCAUGACAUUUUUGUUCUGAUUAAAUUCUUUUAUAAUCUUUUUUUUUUUUUUUUUUUUGCCUGCUGUAUCAAUAUUCUAUCUAUUUACAGAAUGUAAUUUAUUUCUACAAGUCACAUGUAAGGAGCUGGCAUUUAAAGUUAUCAUGAAGAACUGCUUUUUAAUGUUUUAUUAGAAAUUACAUUUUUCUCAUAACAGGUAAAGUUGAAUACCUCUCAUAUCUUACUUUACCUGUCAAACUCCAGUUUGCAGUGACAGUAUAAGGGAAUGUGAAAGAUGACAAUAAAAAGGGGAAAAAUCCAUGUAGCUAUUGUUAUGUUAAAGAAUAUUUAUUUCAGAAUUGUGUAUUCUGCCUAGAAAGCAUUUUGUAAAUUAUGUAAGCAAAUAUUAUUUUGCUUCUGUUGAUCUUACAUGUCAUUAUUACAUAUUUAUUAUUAUUUUUUAACAGUACUUCUUUCAGCUCUAUUAUAAGACAGCUAAUCAUCACCAAUAUAUGGGGGUGUUAAAAAGGGUCAGUUUUUACCAGCCUUGGACAUCAUAUCAGCCCAUUAUAAAGUUUUUAGAUCACAUAAAUCUAUUGUAACUAUAUAUUUUCCACCAGUUAUGUCAGUUACUAUUUGCUCAUACAAACUACAUCGGGAAUGCGUUUAGUUUGAUAAUUUUCUCUGAAUUUUUCUGUCAUCAUUUGAAAAGGAUAUAACUUGCAUGUUAAAAUUACAGCCUGUAGAUGUCUUCUAUUUUUACUAGUUCCCCACUGAAAUCAGACCACUGAUAUCUCUGUCAGAUGAUCACAGCUGUUGUAACUUAUUAAAUUUAUUUAAAUGUUAUAAAUAUUUUAUAUAUAUUUUCUUCCAAUAGUUAAAGAAAAACAUGGACCAUGCAUGUCCUAAUCUUGCCAAAUGUGUCAGAGACCCAUGUUUACAUUUGCUGGCUCCUGUUUUUUGGAUUGUCCUGAAAAAUAAACAAACUUCUGUAUUUUGUACAAUUUCUUAAAUGAAGUCUGUACUUAUAAUAUGUAAGAAUGAAUCAAUAAAUGCUGCAUGCAGCCAGA